AUGGCCGAGGUCGACGCCCUCACGGCGGCGAGACGGGCGCGCCAGCGGCGCAGGAAGGAGCUCCAGCGCCACGGCCAAGCGGUGCUUCGAAGAGUCCUCGGCGUCGCAUUGCUCUCGGCGGCCGCGCUGUUGUACGGCGCUUCGUCAAACUACACGUCUCACAAAGACAAGGAAUUUGGCAGCGGUGCGGGCAUGCUUUAUGGAGUGGGCGUCGUCGCUUUGCCGGGCACGAUCGUGGGCCUGUACGUGGCCUACGGGCCCGGGAACGCCAUGUCUCGGUCCGCUAGAGGUUUCGCCGUGCUCGUCGUCAUCCCGGCGUUGGGCGUGCUAGGCAUCGUACUUAACCUUGUGCUCACGCAACAAAUGGACAGAGAAACUAGAAAUUUUGGAGUAUUUUUUGGCUCGUUUGCUGCCGUGCUGGCGGGCUUGGCUAUCCACCUGACCUGGUCGUUAGUUGCUGCCGCGAAUUCCUCUUCUCGAGUGCCUGGUGCGGCCGCGGGCUGGCUCGGCACCUGGAUUUGUGUACUGAUAAUGGCUCCCUUGGGCGUCGCCGGCCCCCUCAUUUUAUUCAGGAAGAACGGUAGGGUACUGCACCAGUGGUUCGGCGUCGUGUCGCCGGACGACGAGGAGCAUUCUGCAAAGCCGCCGCUGCAGCUCCUACCGGCUCUGUUGGUGCCCUGCGUCGCGUUGUUAGUAUUAGUGCACCCGCUCGUGCGAGUGACGGUCCUACGAUGGCCCGUCUUCGCUGACGGGACCGUCCCUUCCUUACGACACGCGCCAUCGCGAUGCGGGUGUUUAAGGAAACCUUUUGACGCCUUGGAUGCGAUCCUAUGCUCGUCCUUUGUUAUUUUUGCGGCGUCGUGCUACUAUGAGGAAAUGAGUGUACCUCUGAGACUAGCCGGCGCUUCAUUAGCUCUAGUGACGCCGUGGACCGCAGCAGGAGCAGCUAGAAUAGGCGCCUUCUCCGGCUCGACGGACGCCGUCUGGCGGCGCGCGACCUCGAAGUUCGUGGCUCCUGGUUUAGUGUUAGGUUUGAUCGGUCUCAGACUUGGGAGAAAAAGCACGUGGUUCGGACCAUUAUCAAGGGUCUGCUUCGGCGCCGCGGCCGUUGCCGCGUUGGCACUCGCAGCAAGAUUAACGGUUGAGAGGGCCGACGACGCCACACGCGUGCGGAGAGCGACGGCCUUCGCCGCAAUUGGGAUAAUGCCGUGGUGGCUCUGCGUCGUGGGCGAAGUUGACCUGCAGUCGCCGACGUUACGGGGAGCGUUUAUCGCGGCCCUGCCCUCCAUCCUUGCGGGGAUACGAGCGGCGCGCGACACGGCGCCGCCGCCCAGACGCCUGGACAUGCUCCGGGCACUUCCACACCUGUUGCUCGUGGCUAUUGGUAGCUACGUCGGCAUCGUUCUAGCUUUGUCUCGUUUGAAGGCGGGCGGCGCCGGGGUGUUGUUUGCGACUUUUGUGAUCGCGCCCUUUUGUACGAGGGUCGGCCUGGAUACCGAGCGGAAAGUCCGAAAGUACCGCGGGUUGACGCCUAGAACGUGGUUACUCGUCGUUGGUAUUACUCCAGCUCUGGUUAUUAUCAUACUAACUCUAAUCAGAGUCUUCUUCACGUCCACCACGCUGACGGACGCCCUUCAAUCUCUGUUAGAGUUCAAGCGCAAUGACCUGACAGACGAAGUCCGGGCGGGCUGCGCUUGGUUGUUUAUUGCCGUACCCUGCACUACUGUUGGGUGGGAUACCGUAGAAAAAGCAGCGGAACGGUGGCGAAGAACGGCAAGAGCGCAGCUGCCCGAUCGGCCGGGCUACUAUGAUGAGCUUUUGGGCAGCGAGGACUCGAGAGUCCACGAGACGCAGGCGCGACGACGGUGGUCGACGAUCAACGCCGCCAUCCGGGCGGGCGCCAUCUCACAAACUGAUGAAGUGGUAGAAACGAAACUCCAGUCCGACUACUGGGACCACGACAUCAAAGCGAGCGAGGCGGCGCCGGCCUUCGGGGGGAUGUUGUGUUGCCUCGUGCUGGUGCCGUUUGGUGUCUUGGCACCCUUGUUCUUUUUGGUCGAUGGACCGACGGUGUUGCUGUUAAACAAGUCGCGGUUGAUGGGUGCGCUCGUAUUAGCUGUGUUCGUCUUUGUGACGGUACUCACGACAGCCGCCAACGCGUCCAUGGACCGCAUCAAGACCGAAAAGAAGUCGAAGUUAGCUGGUCAUGCUUUACGACUAGCUUUACGGGCUAACAGUGUGGUCGCGGACGGGAAUUGUGCGAGACAGUUGUUUGAUGUCCGGCACCACCACGUCGAGAUGGCUACCGCGGCGUUACGUCGUAGGCCGGACGCCGGUAAUGCGCGUAAUGGCAGGCCGCUCACCGAGAGGCAACACUCUAGAGUGCAAGACGCGGCAGAUAGAGCGCUAUUGGAUGACCUGAAACGGAGCGAAUUACGCUACGAGAAUGUGGUCGAUGCCAGUCAAAAGGCUUUGGCUGAGGUGAGUCAGCCGUCUACCGGUUUAGAUGCUCUCAAACUAAGAAGGAGAAAUGCGCACGCGUCCUACGAAUUGUUAAUAAGGGAAGACCGCCUGCUGCAGGACGAGGGGUUGUACUACUGGCGCCCGACGGAGAAGGACGAACACAGCAUGUCUAUCAUCAAUCUACCGGUCUUGAUCGAUACGAUAGCGAAGCAGUACGCGCACGACCAUCUAAUCGCCGAGGCCCACGCGCGAAAACGGAGGAAGCGCCAAGAACAGGAGGAGAAGCACCACACGCCGCGCGACGUGUCUCUGCAAAUCGAACUGCCGUCGUGCCUGAAGUGCGCCCGGAAGAAGCGCGACGCUCCUGUACAUGUCGAAGAAAAACGAGUGGACCCCGCGACGUUGAAACUGCGAAACGAAGCGCGCGUGGCCAUCGACGCCUGCGAGCAAUUAGCAGAGCAAGAAGGCCUCGCGGAUCAAAGGCGUAAGAGGCCGUGGUCCGCUUCGGUACUGAGGGAAGCCGUGACGGGUGCUUUGAUGGGUGGUCUCGACGACUUCCUCCAGCCCCUCGUGCAGCUGGAGGAGCGCCUCGUCGCGCGCGCUAGGUGGGGGUUACUUUGUGACGCUCUACCUGUAUUAGUAGAAAGGCGGUGGUCGCUCACACCAAUGCCGCCCAAAUCAACAAUGAAGUACAGGGCCGCUCUGCUCCCGCGAGCCUACAAGGCUUAUGUACCGAUGACCGAGGACUCGUGGAGGACGUUUUUAUCUGAUGCUGAUGUGUUAGAGAACGGCAUCGCUACUUUGAAGGCUGAGUUGGUGUUUGCAGCUCUGGCACAGAAGGGUGAAAUGGACUACCGCUCCUUCCGCCAGGCGAUGCGGCAGGUCGCCGUCGCUCUAUAUCCCCAACUCCCGGAGGCCGAUGCGCUUAAGUUGUUGGGGCAGAAGCAUGUGUUUCCUAAAGUUAAGUUGGCUCCGGAACGAGAGGCUUCCGAUUUACUCCCCUACCAACCGGAGUCCGACUCGCCGCGCUUGCUGGAGUUACUUAAGCGAGAAGGAGGCGUGGUAAGGGACCCGGCCAAGCGGAAGGCUUCCGUCGAGACGCUGCGACGGGCCAUCUCGUCUCAAGUGAUUGUGAAUGAGAAUGACCAUUGCUCGGAGCUCGCGGCGAAGGCGGGUUCGACGUAUGCUCGCAAGUUGGACAUCGCCCGUUCCGCGUGUUCGGAAGCGCGCGAGGCGGUCCUGAAGGCGGUCGAGAAGAGCAAUAGUGAUAGACGGCCGAAGACGCCUCCGGAAGAGGUGGUCGUGCUGUCGCCGGAAGAGGCCCUGGCCAAGGCCGAGCAGGAGAAGAAGGAACGGCAGGAGAAGCGCGAGAAAUCGUAUUAUUGGAGACUGAGGAAGAAGCUACAUGAUGCGUGGAAAGCUAGGGACGAAAAAGACGAGGCGGAACUCGAGUUAGAAUUAAUGCGAAUAGGUGUUGAGACGAGAGGUGACCGUCCGAAGGACUGGUCCCUGAUCUCCGAGAAAGUCGUCGAGACGUUACGCGUCUCGGCGGACCACGAGCGACGAAGAAGUAAUGAAUUCACGGAGUCGGCGGUGAGGUUCGUGUGGAGCGUGGACAAUGCCUUUGCCGUUUUCGACUUGUUGAUGGAGUGGUUCACGUUUUCAUCUUUGGGAUUGAAGGGUGCCGCCGGUGUGGCCUGGGGGAUGGAACGGCGAUGCACCUUCACAAAAAGAGGCUGCAACGACGUGGUAGAAGAUUCGGCACCGAAGGGUUUGCUCAAACUCGCGGCGAACGCGCCGUUGUUGACGGUCGAUUCCCUGCGGACGAUGCAGCUGUUUUGGAUUAGUUGUAUCUUCUGCUGUGCCGUGCCUUUGUAUCUGAUGCCGGCCAUAAGACAAGCUAGAGAGCAGACGUUGGGUCUCGGCGAGGGCGGCAAGAAGCUCUCGCCGUUUAGCAAGGCGGGUUUGUACUUCAACGGCAUCAAGAUAGUCUCGGCGGCUGUCGCUCCGGUCAUGACGACGCUGUUCUCUGCUUUUGUGUGCGACACGUGCGAGCCGUCGCCUCGCUACUUGUCGCGGAUGUCCGUGCGAUGCGGCUCGGCAACACACGUCGUCUAUUUGGUUUGCGGGUUAUUGGCCGCAUUGGCGUAUUAUCCUCUUAUUGCUUACUUACAGCCCCAAUUACAAUUCAAGUCGAAAUCGCUCGAUCUGAAGUUCGAGCCCACUUACUUGGUAUUGGUGGCCCAGACGAAACUAUCCUUAGCAGUGGUCGUGAACUUCUGGUCCGAGGACCGAUCUAGGAGGUGCGGCGAGGGCGUGACCGCGUCGCAACGGCUGACGCAGGGGGCGCAGCAAUUGGGCAUCGCGGCGGUGUUGUGCGGCUUUUUAGCUUAUAGAACCUUACAAUCGAGGCCGUGCAUCGUCGCCGAGUUCAACGUGGCCAGGUUCGCGUUACUUUCCGCGGCGGCGCUGUUUUUGGUCGCUUCGUUGAUAUGUGAUGGCUUACAACGGGGUUUGAGUGUUGGUAUGGACCUGGCCCGUUUUAUAUCAGCGGGGCUCUGGCUGCUUGCCGUGGUGGUCGUCGGUUGGGUGUCCCGGCGGCGGCUGAGGCGCAUCGAUGAAGAAAGGCUGGCGGCGGCGAAGGACGACGACGACGGGGAGGAUCCCGUGUUGAUGACGUAGGCGUCGGUGUAAGAGGUUGUGAGUGAUCUUCGUUUCCAGAGAACCCCCCCCUCCAAGCUCUUACCCUAGCCCCUCUAGCCUCCCUUCAAGACGCGCAAUCACGAAACCCGUUUUGUCAUGCAAAGAAAAAAAAAACACGCGCGCGUGGCCGCUACGCGCCUUAGUACGCUCUCACGCAGAUGAUCAUCACAAACUGCGCCGCCUGCGCCAAGCCCAUCGAACACGACGACGCGUCAUGGAGAUGCGUGGGUUGUCAAACUAGAUACUGCAGUGAACGCUGCGAACGCUACGACCGGCGGCGCGGCGGGCACGGCAAAAUUUGUGGCGCGAUCGCAAGCGGUGGCGGCGCCGAACAAUACCACGCCGACAAAAAAUACGAGGAGGCCGUCGCGGACGCGGUCGAGGAGUGCGCGGAGGACACCGAAGGUCAGACGUGCUACAUCUGUCUGGAGGACGGCUCGGAGGAAGGCCUCGUUCGUGGGUGCUCGUGCCGCGGGGGGUCGGGCUUUGCGCACGUGUCGUGCUUGGCGAAGCAAGCGAAGAUUUUGAUGGAUCAGGCCGAGGAGAACAAUCUCCGCGGCAACGAGUUUGAUGCGAAGUGGGAGCGGUGGCACAAGUGUAGGUUGUGCGGGCAAGAGCACCACGGCGCCGUGCGGUGUGCGCUUGGAUGGGCGUGCUGGAAAACGUACGUGGGCCGGCCGGAGGAGGAUGAUACUCGGAGGAUGGCGAUUAACCAGCUCGCGAACGGUUUACAAGUUUCAGGACACCAAGAGCACGCGUUGUCCGUGCGAGAGGUCGAGUUGGCCACUGAGGAGCGCUUGGGUGCAUCACCACUGAGGACGCUGGCCACACGAAGCAAUUUGGCUUUGAGCUAUUACCACCUCGGGCGGAUAGAGGAUGCCUUACGUCUCCAGCGAGAGGUCUACACAGGGUGGCAGAUUCUGAGUCUCUCAAGCCAAUUGCGAGAGGCGGUUGGCGAUUGUCUUACUAUCUCUGUCGGCAACCUAACAGAAAUAUUGAUCGCUGCGCGCGAGUUUGAAGAGGCGCAAUCGUUGGCGCGCGAAAAACUCCCCGCGAUUAUAGAUCGCCAUGGACCCGACGACAUUUUGACUCUCGAGGUUCGGACUUGGUACGCGCGGGCUCUUUUCUUUGAAGGCGAGGAGCUUUCCGAGGCCGAGACGAUUCUCGAGGAUGUUCUGCGUAGAUCAAAGCGGGUCUUGAGCGACUCCCAUCCGGACACGGAGCGGGCUCGGAAGUUUCUGGAGGAGGUGCGGAGCGCGCGCGCGGACGCGGCCGAGGAGUCGUAG
Molecule: messenger RNA, 6452 nt
Organism: Pelagomonas calceolata
Lineage: Eukaryota; Pelagophyceae; Pelagomonadales; Pelagomonadaceae
Source: the annotation of a GenBank genome assembly